AUGCUAACAGCCAUGUCCAAAGUCAAACUGGAAUCAAAACAAGAUCUUCCUGCAAAUCCAUCUUUAGCUACCAAUUCAGCUAAUACAGUACCUCUGGAACUCCCUCCCUCUGAUAGCUUAGACCUUAAUGAAUAUAAUGCCAUUAGAGAAGGGAAAGCCAUAGUUCUUACUCCUAAAAAGGAUGAGGUGUUUUAUAAUCCAAUUCAACAAUUCAAUAGAGAUUUGAGUAUUAUGGGAAUCACUGCUUGGAGUGAAUUGUAUCAGCAUAAAUACAAAGAAGGCAUUAAAGAAGUUAAGAGGCGGAAAACUAUUGCUGCAAAUUCUAGCAAUGAUGAAAGUUCUUCCAACAAUUCAUAUAUUAAAAUCCUUGAAGCAUUAAGUGCAACUGGACUUCGUGCUAUUAGAUAUGCUCAUGAAAUCCCCCAGAUAUCUCAAGUCGUAGCUAACGACUUGUUACCAGCUGCAGUUGAGUCAAUUAACCGUAAUAUAGAAUAUAAUCAAGUUGAAACCAAGGCUAAAUCUAAUUUGGGUGAUGCUAUUCAAGUGAUGAAUUCUCCAGAAAAUAAAAGUAAGUUUCAUGUGGUGGAUUUAGAUCCAUAUGGUACAGCAUCUCCAUUUCUUGAUGGUGCUAUUCAACUGAUCAAAGAUGAUGGUCUUUUAGUGGUUACCUGUACAGAUGCUGGGGUUCUUGCAGGUAAUGGGUUUCCUGAGAAGUGUUUUGCCUUGUAUGGUGGUCAUAACUUUGGUAAUAAUCCAAUGGGUACUGAUGCCAACCAUGAAGCUGGACUUAGAUUGAUUUUAGGUCUGGUAGCAAGAUCUGCAGCCAAGUACAAGAAAAGCAUUGAGCCAUUACUUUCGUUGCUGAUUGAUUUUUACAUGAGAUGUUUUAUUAGAAUACGUACUAGCCCAUUGGAAGUUAAGCAGUUAGCUAGUCAAAAUAUGCAAGUAUUCCAUUGUGUUGGAUGUGGUCAUAGAAUCCCUCAACCUUUGGGAAGAACCGAAAAGGGAAAACACCAAGUUCCUAGGUUAGAUGGUAAAUUGUUGAAGAGUCUUGAUAACAAUGGGAAUUGUAAGUACUGUUCAAGUGUAAUUAAUAUUGCUGGACCAAUGUGGGAGGGCCAAUUGCACAACCAUGAAUUUAUUGAAGAAGUUUUGAGGAUACGAGAUGAAGCUAGUGAUAAACAAUUUGGAACCAGAGAAAGAAUUAAAGGGAUGUUAAGUUUGGCAAAGAGUGAAUUAAAUGAUGUUCCAUUUUAUAUUAAUUUGAACCAGUUACUGUCAUAUUUCAAAAGUCCACCGAUAUCUCUUGAUACAUUUUCUAAAGUAGUGGGGAAUUUGGGUUAUAGAGUCAGUUUAACACAUGCUAAACGAAACAGUAUUAAGACAGAUUGUCCAUGGGAAAUAAUAUUAAAGAUUUUCCAAGAUUGGAUGGUUCAAAGUAAUAAAGAGCAAUUAUCUGUUUUAAAAGGUAAAGCAUCAUUGACUGAAAAAGAUGAAUUGAAAUUAGCCAUUUGGAAACAAGACGUUAAUGUUCAUCCUAAUUUGAAAGAAGGUAUGAUUGGUUAUAAAGUUUUGAAAUGGUUAAAUGAUAAUACUGAACAGUUUCAAGAUACCAAAAUUGAUUAUGAUGGUGUUAACCCAGUAAGUGAAGGUAUAGCUAAGUUAAGAAAAUUAAAGAUGACAAGGUACCAAGAGAAUCCCACAAAGAACUGGGGUCCGAAAUCAAGACCAACGAACCAAUAG
Messenger RNA from Lizanozyma spartinae, 1743 nucleotides. RefSeq names its product tRNA (guanine26-N2)-dimethyltransferase (gene TRM1). The coding region runs from base 1 to 1743 and encodes 580 amino acids. NCBI's taxonomy places the organism in Eukaryota, Fungi, Ascomycota, Pichiomycetes, Serinales, Debaryomycetaceae. The record is from RefSeq and is a predicted model, not a curated record. Gene Ontology annotation, biological process: tRNA N2-guanine methylation. The transcript is spliced from 2 exons. Gene Ontology annotation, cellular component: nucleus. Gene Ontology annotation, molecular function: RNA binding.